UUAAGUCAUUGACAUGUUGUCAGCAGUCGCGUCAUAAUGGUGUAUAAGGCACUGUAUUCAUUUUCCCUUCCUGUUUGUACAGUAUCUGCCAUGAAUAACUUUAACAGAUGCACCAGUGUUUAUCAUGCUCUUGUGCAGAAUGGCAGAGAAAUAACUUUGGAGACGACCCUGUCAAUCACUUCUUCGUGGUGGAAGCCACUAGCGAUUGCCUGGGUGAUACAGCAGAGCCAGAGAUAGUGGGUUGCUCUACUAACUCCUUCACCCACUGCCCCAGGGACGGAUGAUUUUCUUGGGAGAGUUCUACAUUCGAACUGCCCACAGAGGGACAGGUCUUGGAAAGGCUCUGAUGGAGAAAGUUGCUGAGCAGGCUGGGAUUAAGGACCGCUGCAAGGGCAUGAACUGGCUCCUGAGGGCUUCCAAUGACAGCACCUGGCAGUUCUACCGUCGCUUCAACGCAAUCGAUAUGACUACACAGCACGAGUGGAGAUUCAUGCGAGUAAAGGGGGACAGUGAUGCACACAGUUCCUGAAGCAGGGUCAAAUAUUCAUUUUCUUUAGGCCGGGUAAAUGUCACAUCUAAGUUACUUGGCUAUCGGCCGGAUUAGCUUGCACGCCAGCUGCUACCCAGCAGCCAUCAUACUUACAUGCAGGCAGGCAGCAACAGCCAAGCAGUCAAUAAGAGAUCUACACAUAGAAAGUUUCAGUAUGUGGUUUUAGUUUUAGCAUGAAUUUGGCGUCUUAUUCAAAAGUGUUGUUACUGUUUUUGUGGAUAAAUUUUCUAAGAAAGUGCCCAAUGAUAGUAGAUGAAAUACAAAACAAGGACCAAAUCACGCCUAUUGAUUUUUUGGACCCCACUGGUCAGAGGUCAGUGUCACUGUUGAAACAAAGAAAUGGUCUUUCCUGCCAUAGCUCAAGGACUGAACAUGUCAACUUCAAUUUGGUACAUGUUUUUAUUUAUUCUCAGUGACCUCUGAAAGCCUGCAGAUGAAGUCAGACUUAAGCACCUGACACUGGGUGACGUGUUUACGCAAAGUUUUCCUUAUUUGCUACACUGAGGACAUGUACACUCGUAUAUGUGUACACUUGACUUACACGUACUAAUGUGUCAUGCUUGGUUGGGUCAAAGUGCAGAAGAUGACCUUACACAGGGACGCUGCUACCACAAAAAAAAACCGAAAUGCGUUUCUUGAGUAAUUAUAAUUUGGGAGGGGCCUAGACCAUACACAAAAGAGCAUAGGGGAUUAUGACCUCCUUUGUCGGGGUAGGCUGAUCUGCUAGGGAGAAAAAAAACCAUGCUUGCAAAAGAGUUAAGGAUACAAAAAUCCCAACUACCAACUUUUUUAUAUCGAAAAAACUGGUACAAAAUACACAUGGUCAUUGAUGCUUCCAGUAUACCCUGUGGACCUUUUGUAUGUGGACCGGUUGAGGUGUGGACAUGCGCCACAGGUUUACCAGGACAGUUGAAAAAAGGGGAGAGGAAUGAAAAUACUGAUGCCUAAACUCAAGAGCUGUGGCUCCCAACAUAUUUUAUGGAUGUCAUAAAUAAAUAGCAAAAUUGAAGAAUUUGCAGAAAAAAGACCUCCUCCCUGGCAGCUUUUUCACGUAGGAAAAUCCAAGUCAAAUAUCAAGGUCAUCAAUCUUGGUGUUCUGGAGAAACAUUUUGUGAUCACAAAUUUAAGCCAUAGCUUGGUCUUGGCAGGGCAUUAGUGUUUAUAAUGUACCGGUGUUAAUGAUUAAGGUCAUACAUAUACAUUCAAGAGGAAUUGAAUGUUGCAGAAACUGAAAUAUGUAUCUCAGAAAUGCCCGUCAUAAGGACCAACAGUCUUUGAAUUGCUUUGUAAAUAAAACUUUGCAGGGGUGAGAUUGGAAGAAAAUUAAAAACCCAUGAAGUAGUCACAGGAAGUGUUGAGGGCCCCACAGCAGUGCAGGGUCCCGUAUACAUUUGUGUUUGCCUAAAGGCAACCCUCUACAUACUUUUGUUUUAUAUGAACCUUUAUAUUUGAAAAGACCAAGAUGGUAAAAUUGAGAUAUUUCAGGUUUUAAAAACAGAUAGUUUCAAAAUCCUGAAGUCAGGAAAAUCCUGAUGAAAAAAUCCUGAAAUCAAGAAAAACUCAGACAAAUCUGAUCCCUGACCUUGAAAGGAAAGGGCCACAUUUUUUACUUUGAUGACAGGGUGAUACAUGAAGUUGUCCACAGUUUUUCACACAUUCUCAGAGAUUAGUGAUAAUGUAUUAACAUUCCGGUCAUGAUGCAUGAGUGAGCGGCUGACAUGCCCCUGAUGGGCUCCUGUGUUUGAUGGGGUUUUCUACAUUUCUUGGGUCUUAUUUAGCAAUAAUUGUACCACAGUUAAGUCUGUUUGUUAAACACAUAUUCUAGGCGUCUUCCAGACAGUUAGUUCUGCUUUUUAUCAAGAUGUUGCCAGUUUCUGGGCAUACUUCCUGACGAUGAGACAGUGGCCAUUAUAUGGUUUGUUCAUCAACAAUAUGCCUUUCAGUAUGACAGAGUAUUCAGCUAUUCGAUCGAACUGAAGGUCAAAUCUUCUAAUAGUGAUUUAUUUGAAUUGACUCAGCCGUACAUUAUUGUGGAUCACAAAUUGAUAUGUUAGACAAAUUUUAGACAGUUUCCAUCAUAUAAAAUACAUACAAACUGAUCUUACGUGCAGUCUGUUUGUUUUCUUUCUUGCCUUUAUUGCAAUCUCCACUCUAGUCACACAAAAAAAUGGAUUUUGGCCAAUUUUGCAUGAGCUGCAUUUUUAAUCAACAGAACAGCAACACCAAUUUUUCCCCCACCAUCACUGCAUGGUACUUGUAUGGUUAGGAAAUAAACAUAGAUUUUACUUCUUUGUUUUCAAAAUUUGAUUUAAAGUUGUUGACCACCAACCAUGCAAAGGACACAACCAAACUAUGGAAAAAUUCUUUUCUUUUGGAAUGUCUUAUUAGGCCUUGCAAGCAGUUCAGUGUACAUAUCUAGGUGCUUGCUGGCUAUGUCAUACAAAUUUUCACGCUUAAAAAAGUCCAAUGGAAUGUUUAUCAAAUAUCACAGAAGUUUCUGUCAAGUUGAUUACAAAUCUUUCAAAGUACUGCCCUGACGUUUCAAAAAUAUGCACUACAUUUACACAGGAACCACGCAUGCUCCAUUGCCUUUUAACAAAUUGUGCAGCAGGACAGUUUGUCACGGAAAACUGCCAUAACAAAAGCCACUUUACUUCUUGUGGAAUCCGAGAUUUUUCUGUACAAUUUUGUACACACUGAAUUGAUUUUCAGUAAACAGAAAUUUCAGGAAGUUCAAAACUACUCUGUACUUGACCAUGCACUCAUUAUUGGUAAUUCAUCAGAAAAGUUAAACAGCGUAUUGUAAAUAACAGAAAAUGGAGUUAAAAUUUAAAAAAAGAUUUACUCAGAACUUCAUUUGUUCUUGCCAGUUCCUUUGCAGUGUGUUCUUGAAAGCCUUAAAAGAAAA
Acanthaster planci (crown-of-thorns starfish) is the source of this 3458-nucleotide messenger RNA. RefSeq names its product diamine acetyltransferase 1-like. Gene Ontology annotation, molecular function: N-acetyltransferase activity. Lineage: Eukaryota; Metazoa; Echinodermata; Asteroidea; Valvatida; Acanthasteridae. The record is from RefSeq and is a predicted model, not a curated record.